AUGAGGUAUAGGGUAACCUCGAAAAGACUCAAUGAGAAGAUCUUGGCAGUACAUUCAAAUGGGGCGGUUUACACGGGAGGUACAUCCAGGACGCUAACUAACCAGGACACGGGGGAGGUGAUGUGUAAGACCCAGAAAUCUAUAAGAUCUAUAGCAAGCCAUGGGAAGUACAUGUGUUGUGGAAGCUAUGACUGCACUGCAGUGCUGUUCUGCGAUGGAAAUGUUGUGGAUGUGAUUGAGGGCCCGGAUACAGAAGUCAAGUGUGUUGCGUUCUCCGAGGAUGGGAAGUAUCUAGCAAUGGCAACUCGUGGAAAGUCUGUCUGGGUUGUAAGAAUAGAUGGGGAGAUAGAAAUCGACGAGAUUAUAGAGGAUCAUCUUCAUGAUGUUAAGGGAUGCAUAUUCCAUGGGGGAUUUCUGUUUACAUAUGGUUAUGACAACACCGUGAAGGUUUAUGACAGAUUCGAUUACGAUGAUUCCUGGGAAUUAGUUCAAUCGAUUGAUGAAGGAAGCACCGUAUGGUGUGUCAUUUUCCAUGAAGGCAGGAUGAUAUGUACGACCGAGGAGGGGAUGGUCAACUCGUAUAUUCUGAGGAAUGGAUGGGAGCUUGAGAUAUCCAAAAGGCUGUCAAUGUUCCCUAUAUACUCUGUUUGCAGUGUUGGAAGGCAUAUGGCAUAUACUUUGAAUAGAAGCAGUAUUGGAAUAAUCGACACAGAUCUUAGCAUCGUGACAUCGAUUGAGAAUGUACACGAAGACUUCAUAAAUGGAAUUGCAUAUGAUGCGGGCAAAGACAGAAUAAUAAGUGGGGGAGAUGACGGAAUUCUAAACAUAAUUGAGCCUUUCUGA
Molecule: messenger RNA, 843 nt
Organism: Encephalitozoon romaleae SJ-2008
Lineage: Eukaryota; Fungi; Microsporidia; Unikaryonidae
Exons: 1
Coding region: 1-843 (280 amino acids)
Biological process (GO): iron-sulfur cluster assembly
Cellular component (GO): cytosolic [4Fe-4S] assembly targeting complex
Molecular function (GO): protein binding
Source: RefSeq, a predicted model, not a curated record